AUGAAUUUGGCGGAGACACAGCGACAGACGUUAGAAGAAAUUGACAUUUUAGAAGUGGAAACUGCCCAGCGUUUUCGAAGGAACCCGGAGCUAGGGCGCGCAGCGCAAAUUCGGCAAACCGAUUCAGUGCUAGAACUGAGAAGAAAGAGACCCCACAAGGAAACUUUGCUACAACAACACGAGCUCAAGUAUUUCAGCAAUCAAUACGAGCGUGAUUGCUCGCGGGCGAUCAAGAAUUUUGAGAGUCCCGAGCUUCUUCUGCAAAUCGAGAGUCUUCGGGAUCCCAACUUGAAGUUUGAGUCUAUAAACAGGGCCUUGACGGAACUUGAGUCUCGAUUCAAAUCUGUGCCAAUUCAGAGUGCAACUCCACUGCGUCUGGCAUUUUUAAUGUACCUGAGUGCUCCAGAAGAUGGAGUAAAGACUGUGGGCUCGAAGAAAAAAUUCAAAAGAAGAUAUUUUCUUUCUAGUGCAACAUCAUACCUUGCACAAGAGGUGGGCGAAUCUUUCGGAGAUCUUGAAAUGUACGGAAAAGUCCUAGGCCUUCAGGCGUAUUAUGAGAUUUACAGAUCGUUGUUUCCCAGCAAGCUCACAUAUGCAGAGUAUUUGCGUUCCUUCUCAAAGUUUCCCAAUUCCAACAAUUCUACAGACUACCUUCGUUAUCUCGAAUCUUUGCUAAAUUAUUUAAAAAAAAUGCAUGUGCAGUGUUUUCCCUUGAAAGCUCUCCCUGAAUUAGGGAAGACGAGGUCGAAAGCAACUGAGAUCGAAGAUGGUGAACGAAAUGAACAAGGUGAGAUCUUUUGCAAGGCAUGUGACAAGUAUUUCGCAAAAGAAUCCGUGUAUAAGGGGCACCUUGAUGGAAAAAAACACAAGAAAAACAGCUUGAAACAAACAACUACGCUGAAGGUUAAUCUGGUAACAGCACAAGAUUUGGAGCGAGAUAUAGAAGAGAUGACGAAAGCAAUGGGUCCGCUAUUGGAUGCCACAAUCUCAGACUACGAGAGACGUUCAGCAUUCUCUGACCGAGAGAAAAUGCUAGAGACUUUGGCAGUUGAAGGUGAGGAGUCUGAGUUUACUGCUGAGGAUUCUACUUCGGAAGCAAGUGAAGAUAAUGACGACGACGACGAAUUUUACUCUAAGGAUAUGCCAAUUGGCACAGAUGGGACGCCGAUACCUCUUUGGCUCUACAAGCUACAAGGACUUCAUCGUACAUACAAGUGUGAGAUUUGUGGUAACACGAGCUAUAAAGGUCGUCAACAGUUCACAAAACAUUUCACACAAUCGAAGCAUAUUCGCGGACUCAUGUGCCUUGGGAUAGGCGAGAUGGAGACGCCACUUUUCAACAGCAUAUCUUCGAUCGCCGAGGCACAGGCUUUAUGGAAACAAUUCAAGAAAGCAAAAAGUGCAGAGGAGGAGGAUCUUGAUAACGUAGAGAUCGAAGAUAGCGAGGGUAAUGUUAUGUCACAUAAGGACUACGUGGAAUUGAAGAAACAGGGGCUACUUUAA
This is a messenger RNA of Clavispora lusitaniae ATCC 42720, 1503 nucleotides long. RefSeq names its product SF3a splicing factor complex subunit. Gene Ontology annotation, molecular function: zinc ion binding; RNA binding. Gene Ontology annotation, cellular component: spliceosomal complex. Lineage: Eukaryota; Fungi; Ascomycota; Pichiomycetes; Serinales; Metschnikowiaceae. The record is from RefSeq and is a predicted model, not a curated record. Gene Ontology annotation, biological process: mRNA splicing, via spliceosome.